GACCCUCGCAGAUCAAAGAGGAAAUCAAAAGCCACGCCCGCUGACAAGCCCUAGAAUCCGCUACCAGAUUCUCAGAAAUGGUGAAGAAGCGCGUGCCCGAGUGGCUCAACAGCUCGCUCUGGACGUCCGCGCCAUCCCCCGACGACGACGACGAUCGCCUCCAGCGCAACUCCACCAGACCCACGACCACGACCACCACCAUAUCCUCUGCCCCCGCCGUGGACCCCGGGCCCCCUCCCUCGUUCGCCGGAGCUGAGCCUCCUAAGCCACCAGAAACCAAAGGCUACCCCACCAACGACAGCGCUAGCAACGAUCGCGCUCACAAUGGCUCAUCCGAAGACGCCGGCCCCUCCGCCGAGGACAUCUCUCGCCAGGCCCAGCUCCUCGCCGAGAUAUCGAAGAAAGUGAUAAACAUGCGGGACCUGCGGAGAAUUGCGUCGCAGGGGAUACCGGAUGGCGCUGGGAUUCGUUCCACGGUGUGGAAGCUCUUACUGGGUUAUCUGCCGCCGGAUCGUGGGCUAUGGUCGUCCGAAUUGGCUAAGAAGAGGUCACAGUACAAGCAAUUUAAAGAGGAGCUUUUGAUGAAUCCUUCGGAAAUCACAUGGAGGUUGGAUAAAUCUAGUAGUUGUGACAAAGACGAAUCAAAAAGUGAAAGCAAGGGCUUGCUCUCAAGAUCAGAAAUAACCCAUGGGGAGCAUCCUUUGAGUCUUGGGAAGACCAGCAUAUGGAAUCAGUUCUUCCAGGACACAGAGAUCAUAGAGCAGAUUGACCGAGAUGUGAAGCGCACCCAUCCAGAUAUGCACUUUUUCUCUGGGGAUUCACCAUUUGCACAAUCUAAUCAGGAGGCUUUAAGGAACAUAUUAAUUGUUUUUGCAAAGUUAAAUCCGGGUAUAAGAUAUGUUCAGGGGAUGAAUGAACUUUUGGCUCCUCUAUUCUAUGUAUUCAGAAAUGACCCUGAUGAGGAAUAUGCGGCCUCUGCUGAAGCAGACACAUUCUUUUGUUUUGUUGAGAUAUUGGGUGGAUUCCGUGAUCACUUCUGUCAGCAACUUGAUAAUAGCGUAGUGGGAAUCCGUUCCACAAUUACAAAGUUGUCACAACUUCUUAAGGAACAUGAUGAGGAGUUGUGGCGUCAUCUUGAGGUCACAACCAAAGUCAAUCCCCAAUUUUACGCAUUUAGGUGGAUUACUCUCCUCUUGACUCAGGAAUUCAAUUUUGCCGACAGCCUUCACAUUUGGGACACACUUCUAAGCGACCCUGAAGGUCCUCAGGAAACCCUUCUUCGAAUAUGCUGUGCUAUGCUGAUCCUCGUUCGGAGACGCCUUCUUGCAGGUGAUUUCACUUCAAAUCUCAAACUGCUCCAAAAUUAUCCUCCAACAAACAUCAGUCAUUUGCUCUAUGUUGCCAACAAGUUGUGUGUACAAUCCUUGGGCUAAUUUUGUAAGCCACUCUUUUCCUCCUCUUUUUGGUGUUUCAAAAUUUAAUGUCUAUAAAUGACUGGAUGUAAAUGUUGCUUGUAGUAAUAACUGACAGGCAGGGAGAAUAUCCUUAAUUUUAUUUUUUUCCUGAAAUUUACUGCUACAUUGACCUAACAGGCAUGUGUAAUUUUCCAUUUCCCAACACCCCCCCGUUUCUCUUCUCCUUUCCCCAAAUUCUGGAUAGAUGAGGUGAUCAACUAAGAAGAGCGAAUGUUAUGUAAUAUUUACUCGUGCAUAUUCUUUUAUAUGGUGUCAGUAAUUGAUCGAGGAUUUUGUCA
Alnus glutinosa is the source of this 1753-nucleotide messenger RNA. RefSeq lists its product as uncharacterized. Gene Ontology annotation, molecular function: GTPase activator activity. NCBI's taxonomy places the organism in Eukaryota, Viridiplantae, Streptophyta, Magnoliopsida, Fagales, Betulaceae. Bases 78 to 1433 code for a protein of 451 amino acids. Gene Ontology annotation, biological process: activation of GTPase activity; intracellular protein transport. The transcript has 9 exons. The record is from RefSeq and is a predicted model, not a curated record.